This is a messenger RNA of Syngnathoides biaculeatus (alligator pipefish), 5117 nucleotides long. RefSeq names its product gamma-aminobutyric acid type A receptor subunit alpha1 (gene gabra1). The record is from RefSeq and is a predicted model, not a curated record. Gene Ontology annotation, molecular function: inhibitory extracellular ligand-gated monoatomic ion channel activity; GABA-A receptor activity; transmitter-gated monoatomic ion channel activity involved in regulation of postsynaptic membrane potential. Lineage: Eukaryota; Metazoa; Chordata; Actinopteri; Syngnathiformes; Syngnathidae. Gene Ontology annotation, cellular component: neuron projection; postsynapse; dendrite membrane. The transcript is spliced from 9 exons. Gene Ontology annotation, biological process: synaptic transmission, GABAergic; signal transduction; monoatomic ion transmembrane transport. The coding region runs from base 1 to 1371 and encodes 456 amino acids.
AUGUGUGGACGGGGCAGCGUGGCCUCGCUGUGCCUGGGGGCUUGCUUGCUCGUAGCCAACAUCGUCCUGGGUGCCAAAAGCGCUGGGCAGGACAGCGAGCACAACACUACAGUGUUUACCAAGAUCCUAGACAGCCUUCUGGAUGGCUAUGACAACCGCCUGAGGCCAGGACUAGGAGAGCGUGUAACUGAAGUCAAGACUGACAUUUUCGUGACUAGUAUCGGCCCAGUUUCGGACCAUGACAUGGAAUACACCAUAGAUGUAUUCUUCAGACAGAGCUGGAAGGAUGAGAGGUUAAAGUUCAAGGGUCCUAUGGCCGUGCUGCGUCUCAACAACCUGAUGGCCAGUAAGAUCUGGACGCCUGACACGUUCUUCCAUAAUGGCAAGAAGUCUGUGGCGCACAACAUGACCAUGCCCAACAAACUGCUGCGCAUUACUGAGGAAGGCACCCUCCUCUACACCAUGAGGCUGACUGUGAGAGCAGAAUGCCCCAUGCACCUUGAAGACUUCCCAAUGGACGCCCAUGCCUGCCCACUCAAGUUUGGCAGCUAUGCUUACACCCAAGCAGAGGUGGUGUAUGUGUGGACCAAAGGUGCCGACCAAUCCGUAGUGGUGGCAGACGAUGGUUCAAGGUUAAACCAGUAUGAUCUGAUGGGUCAGAGUGUGGAUUCUGGAGUGGUGCAGUCCAGUACAGGAGAGUACGUGGUGAUGACGACCCACUUCCACCUGAAGAGGAAAAUCGGCUACUUUGUGAUCCAGACAUAUUUGCCCUGCAUCAUGACAGUCAUCCUCUCGCAGGUGUCUUUCUGGCUCAACAGAGAGUCUGUCCCUGCCAGGACUGUCUUUGGAGUGACCACUGUCCUGACCAUGACCACCCUCAGUAUCAGUGCCAGGAACUCCCUCCCCAAAGUGGCCUACGCCACCGCUAUGGAUUGGUUCAUCGCCGUGUGCUACGCUUUUGUCUUCUCGGCUCUCAUUGAGUUCGCUACGGUCAACUACUUCACCAAGAGGGGUUACGCCUGGGACGGAAAAAGCGUGGUGCCCGAGAAGCAAAAGAAGAAGAAGGAGUCCAUGCUCAAAAAGAACAACACAACAGCAUAUCCGGCCGCCACUGCUACAGCCUUCGCUCCCAACAUUGCCAGGGACCCUGGAUUGGCCACCAUUGCCAAAAGCGCUCCUCCACCACCAACUGAGCCCAAAGAGGAGCCAAAGCCCAAACCCCCAGAGGCCAAGAAGACCUUUAACAGCGUGAGCAAGAUCGACAGGAUUGCCAGAAUAGCCUUCCCUCUGCUCUUUGGAACCUUUAACCUGGUCUACUGGGCCACCUACUUGAAUAAGAAGCCCAAACUGCAGGGGAUGAAUCCACACUAAUCCAUUAUUCACUCCUUUUCAAUUUGACCUAUAUAACUUUCAUUUUCUUUGGUAUUCCUCAAAGAUAAAGAAAAGAAAAUGUGUUUAUUUUCAGACAAACAUGAUGUCCAUACUGGUUUGAAUUCCCAGUCGUUGCAUUGCUUCUGUUUAUAUACAUUUUGAAGAUUUGGAGAAAACAAAACAGAGAACAAAAAAUAUAACAAGAAAAAAAAACAAAAGAGCAAGAGAUACUGAAUUUUAAAGGGUUGUUGUUCAGCUGUGGGAUGAUCCUUUUGAGAAAAUGCUACCAUAAAUAUAUAGCCAAGAGGAGAAUGCUAUUCUACAAGUACACAUAGCCCAGUCUUGUCUUGGGCUUUUUUUUUUCUUUGUACAUUGUAUAUUUUCCCAUUUUGCAGGGUUCCAGUUAUAAUCUUUGCAGCGAGAGUUUCUAGAGUUAUUACCAUUUGAGUAGGGAUAAAUACAUCGAACAAAUGUGGUUUCGAAGAGGGAGACAGUCAAACAAUUUAUUGCAUCUGUUGCGCAGACUGCGACCAACCUGUAACUAACUUCCCAAUAUAUCUGCAAUAUUGCAGAAAAUAUUCAUCUAAGUAACAUGGGCUUUGCUAAGGACAAAAUGACAUACAUAAUGCAAAUUGUGCUGUCUCACCCCUAAAGUCAAGUCUGUUUCUCAUGACUUUUGUUCUAUUACAGUAUGAUUAUUGUAAUAUAACCGUAUUUCUUCAAAUAGUGUCUGAGGCUUAUCCACUUAACUGCAGAUGGUGUAGAUGUCUGUUGAUAUUACAAAAUGUAAGUUCAUGUAAAGUCAAAGUGGAGUUAGAAAUUAAAUGGACUGUUAUGGUGGAGAAAUGCUGAGAAACUCAGGCUCCAAGACCCUGUGAAACCUUUGACACACAGACAACAUUGUGGAGCGAGCACACAUCAGUCUACAGGAACAAUAAAUGUUAAAAAAAAAAAAAAAAAAAAAAAAAAUUCUCCACAUAGUGUAGAAUCAUCUUUAAUUCCACUCUAGGGACCGACAGACAUCAGAAUUUAAUUAAUCCCACAGACUGUUUAUGUGAAUCGGUAGGUGCUGCUGUUUUGGAUAGCAACAGAGUCCAAUCGAGCUCAGCAGUUAACUUUUUAAAGUGUCCAUUUUUUUUUUUACUUACUGCGGCGCCUGUCUAUGGAAAAGACAUCCACUAUUUGAGAAAAAUAGGUUAUUUACAUCGAUGCUGUCCAGUGAAAAGCAUGUAUCCCGCCCAACUUGUACUCUUUUUACUUGAAUGACAAUGUGAACAUUUGGAGAUACAUGCUUUUAAUUGGUUUGAAUCAUGUUAAAGAAUAUUGCCAAAAUAUUAUAUUUCUGUGGUUUGUGCCAAAAUCCCCAACAGUGUCAAAAAAUGGUUUUACUUUACAUACACAAACUAUCGGUGAGAAUAUCUUGAAGAGCAGACUAUCAUUGAGACCAAAAUGAUCAAGAUUCAGCUAAAAUGUUGAAGCAAUCUGAAUCAUUUAGUGAAUCCAACACGAGCAAGAACAAAAUUAUGACGUCAUUUUGUUGAUGGAUGCGUAAAGUAGGUUCAACAUUUUUUUUUUAAACUUUUCUCUUAUCCCGAAUUUGAUCAGUCAGUUUUUAAGAAACACAGUCUUUGGCACCAUUUUGAAGGAUUCUGGUAGUACAUUUAUAAUACUAUAUCUAGAGGCUGUGAAUCAUUUUGGGACAUGAAACCUUUUGUCCAAAAUACAAAGAAUGACAUAUCAUCUUGCUUGCGUCAUUUCUAUUUAACAUUGCAUAUGAAGUCAAAAUUUGGCCAGGGCAUGGAGCAUUUUGGAUUUGGCUGGAAUUGUUUGGCAAUUAUUUUGUUGCUUCUGCUGUGUCACGUGGCUACACGGACAUUGGUUAGAAGAGCUUAAAAGCCUUUCACCACUGUUCAGUCAGGUCAGCCAAUUGCAUCCAUUGUACUAUUAAAGAAUGCAUUAUCUUAUUUGAGUACUGAUGGUAAUAACGGCUAUUCGUAUUGGCACAAAAAUGUAAGAUUUUUAUUACUUUAAAAGCUCGAGCCCCUUAGCUUCCAUUGGUUUGAACACAAAUCCAACCCUGCUUGUAUCUUAUUUUUCUUUUUUUUUUUUUAAACACAGACAUGAUAAAUAGCAUGCAUGCAUAUGCAUGGGCAGGGAAUCCUUCAAAGAAUAUACAACAACAAUCACCAUUAAUGAAAGGCUUUCAUUUCUCUACCCAAAAGACUUCCAUUCGCUGUUCUUCAAAAAAGGCUGGGGUUUUUGCAAAAGCAAUAAAACACAUCUCAGUGGACACACCGUUCCUUUCGCCCCCAAAAAUAUGUAUUAAAAAAAACUCUCCGUUUUGAAAUUUAUUUUCCUUUCUGUUUUUGUAAACAUUCUCUAAUGGUACAGAUGUCAAUAUUAUGUUGUAGUAACUAAAGGGUAUGUUCAAAUAAUACACAGAGGAGUCAUUUCACAUUCAUGACACAUACAUGAUGGUGUUUCUUGUGCUAUUGGGACAAUUCUUUUUUUUUAUUGCCAUGUUUGAGUAGAAAUGUCACUUUUCAUUUUGAUUUAGACAGAUGUAAAAAUGGUGUAAAAAGUGAUGAGCAAGAAUGUAUUGAAUUGUUUUGAAACCUCUUUCGUUUACAUCCAAUGAUUAUUUUCCUUCUUGGUUGUUAUAAAGUGGCAGGGGAGGGGCUUGUUUAUCAAAAAUGCUGUUUGAUGCAAAGUCAAGUUGGCAUAAUUUGAAUGAGGGAUGAGGCACAUAUUAUGGAGGAGAAGUGCCUUUUUCAUAUUUCAAGAGUCGGAACUGUGAUGAAGGCUUUGCUAAUUGAGGGCGUGUCUUGCAUUUGGUGACCCACUGUGAAUCUAAAAAUGUUAUGCAUGUUUCUUGUUAGUUGUUUGUUUGUUUUUGGGGAGUUUUUUUUCUUUUCCGUUUUUGUGUUUUGAGCUGAAAAUUGUAAACACUCAGAAAGUACCAGCUACACUGCCUUCAGUAUAUCAUGCCCUUUUAGACUUAGAUUUGUUGUUGCUCUAUGGGUAAGCAACAGAGAACAAGAGCACGAGAGAGACAUAGUGAGAGAGGCAAAAGAAGACAUUGAGAUGAUGUGGCGUCGGAAUUUUACGUUAGCUCACGUCGGCACAGAGGAGUUGCCAAGUCAUUCUAUGAUAGUGUUGAAAUGAAUAUAUUUUUGUAGCAUGAUGUCAGCCCCUCGUCUGGGAAAAAAAACCAAAAUAAAAUAGAAAGAUGAUGGAAAAGCUUUUUUUUUUUUGUUUUGCUUCUUGCUUUUUUUUUUUUUUUUGCUUGCGCUUGAUUUUUGUCGUUGUUAUUGUGUUUACAAAUAUAAAACUAUUACUUGGCGGCGGCUCAUCAAGGUUUCGGAACUGCCCAGUUUAAAUUCUGUUAAUGUAGCAAUAUUACUUAGCAAGGGCUUUUCUUAGGACCUGAACUUGAAACUUAGUGAAGGGAUGAUUGCCAGCGUAGCUUUACUUCAAUUCCUGUUUUCAUUUGUAUGGUGCAAUUUUUUUUUUUUUUUUUAAACAAAGUUGUUUUGUUUGCUUUUGGGGUGUGUCCACAUUGAGAUGAAAACAAUUUGUCACCUCCUCUAGGCUAUAAAUAUUUUCACCCAUUUCUAAUUUGAUGUAAUUAAUAUGUGAUUUCCAUUUUAUUUUUUGAAUUGUAGUUUUACUUGAUUUCGUUCUGCAUUUUUAUUUUACAGUAUUGCAUUAAAUUUUUGACCACACUAUUUAUUUAUUUAUUGGUU